AUGGCUGAGUUUAAGCCGCGCGAAUUUUAUUAUCACUCUUGUGAAGCGGCAGCUAGUGCCCGAGAGCGCACCACACUCCCUUUGCACUAUUAUUUGAAGCGUGGGGAUAUUAUCGCCUUUAGGAGAGAGUUGCGAAAUGGUUCAUCUCCAUUUGUUCAAGAUCAAUAUGGCCAUAAUGCUCUAGAUCUAGUGUUGACAGAGAUUGAGAAGUUGUUGGUGACUGGUAUUUGUACAAGCUUUCCUAUUGAUGAUCUCAUAUCAGCCAUCAAAACAGAGGCUCUACUCCCAGCCAAGUUUUGUAUUGAGGAUAAGGACGAAUUAUACCACGGACUCUACGCUCAACAUGAAAGAGCUUUAUACCGAAGUUUCGCUGAUGGUAACCCCGAAUUUGUCAAGCCAAAACACGAACGAGAACGAGUUUUGCCUUUACUACAUCAAGGCUACCCACUUUGCCAUCAGGUUCGACCACCCCACCCUGAUACGAUAGGACCAGAUGGACCUUUUAAGAAAAUAAUUAUGGAUUCUACAGAACGUAUAGAUGAUCGAGAGGAUGAUAGGUACUCAGACCAUAGGUCUCAUAAGAAGCGAAAGGGCCAUCGCCAUGGUGGGAGAGACCACGACUCGAGAGACUACGACCAUGAUUCUGUGGAUAAUUUGGAAACGGAUGCUUCGAAAGAGGACAUGAACCGGCCUGACGGGGAUAUGUCGCCCGAGAAUGCUGUUAUGAUUGCGGUGGCCGACUCUCUGUCACGUCCUUUAUCGAAUAAGAUACGAUUAAGAUUAGAGAAGAUGAUUCGAAAGUUGCGUGUAUACUUGGACCUGUUAUUAGAAUUGUCGAGUUCAAAUGCUUUGCUGAAAGCGUCUAUGGAUCGACGAGAAAUGGAACAGGAUCUGAUCAACAAGCAUGAAGCUGGAGAAAGUGGUGGAGAUCGUAAAGCGGUAAAGAGUGGUGUUUUGGUUGACUUGACUCUGCCGUAUUUGUACGUGACAUUGAUUCGGUUAUUACUCGAGAUAUAUCCUUGCGCUCCUGAUGGCGUGGAAUGGCGAGCAACCUCACCCACUGACAUCCGUGUGCUAUGUGGCAUGAUCUGUAGACUCGAAUUGGCCGGCCACUACAUCAUCUUGUUCCUUAGCGAUUUCGCGUCAGGCAUGGCGAAACUGCUACUUACUGUACUAAGACCACCGGUCUCCAACACCGAUCUGUUCGCGCCCAAACAUAUGGUCCUACAGUAUCUCAUGCACAUGGCCUUUGUCCUGGAUGUACCAGAAUUGUUCGACAUCAUUGCCAAUUCUUCGCAAGCACAUAAACUCAUGCAAAAUAACCCCUUCGAUUGGAACUCCACUUACGAAGACCUCCAAGCCGGACCUAAAACUGAUGUGAUACAACGGUAUAUAAUACUCCUGCAAAAACUGUUGGAUACCUGA
Molecule: messenger RNA, 1425 nt
Organism: Gregarina niphandrodes
Lineage: Eukaryota; Apicomplexa; Conoidasida; Eugregarinorida; Gregarinidae
Exons: 1
Coding region: 1-1425 (474 amino acids)
Source: RefSeq, a predicted model, not a curated record